CGGGGCGUUACUGCGAGUGGACGCACAAGACUAUCGACCGCUCCAUGCAGACGCCGACGUUCGAGGAAUUCUUCGAGACGCUGCGUCUGGAGUGCGAGGAAGGCGAGCCGGCAACGCUCAACUGGACCGUCGCUCCUGAGACACCCAGCCUCGUUUACUAUCAGUGUUACACGCACAACAAUCUGGGUUGGAAAAUCCACGUACUGGACUCCGAGGAGGAGCUACGACUGGUCAAGGCAGGUAGCAUCAGCAAAGGUGGAGCCUCCAUCACCUACGCCUCCACUCUUCUCCUCACCGUAGCCCUUUCUUUCAUUCUACACUCGAUUUGUAAUUUCGUUUCUGUCACCAGAUAAGACUCACAUCUACAACGCCGCUAAUAUGUUCGCGAAAAAAAUGUCAGCAGUUAUUCAGCAACGUCGGGUUUACUAUUCUGCCGUGCUUAGGAAAAACGCCGUAAAAACAUUCGAGAGUUGCCAAA
This is a messenger RNA of Bemisia tabaci, 478 nucleotides long. NCBI's taxonomy places the organism in Eukaryota, Metazoa, Arthropoda, Insecta, Hemiptera, Aleyrodidae. The record is from RefSeq and is a predicted model, not a curated record.